Messenger RNA from Cyprinus carpio (common carp), 1431 nucleotides. RefSeq names its product dual specificity protein phosphatase 13A. Gene Ontology annotation, biological process: protein dephosphorylation; negative regulation of MAPK cascade. Gene Ontology annotation, cellular component: cytoplasm. Lineage: Eukaryota; Metazoa; Chordata; Actinopteri; Cypriniformes; Cyprinidae. Gene Ontology annotation, molecular function: protein tyrosine/serine/threonine phosphatase activity; MAP kinase phosphatase activity. The record is from RefSeq and is a predicted model, not a curated record.
UCAAACCAAGCUGAUAAGCAAACACUGUUAUUCCCUCUUUGCUCCACUAUGCAGUACAAUACUCCAAAUGUUCACUGAUGUUCACGCAACACAAUUGUCACUUAUUGUCCUGAUCUCUCGUCAUCGGAUGAAUCAUCUCUAAACUUAACUUGUGGAACAGACCACAAUGUCCUACCACAGAAAUGGAAUAAACUAGAAUAGAAAUUACACGAAAUAUAUAGUAUUUAUCCUAAAUAGCCUGGGUACGAAGUGUGUAAAUAAUAAUUAACAAACGUGAAUGCUUUAAAGUAUAUAGUCAAUUCAGUGACUAUUAAAGUUUUUAAUGUUAUUAUUAGGUUUAAACCGAUGACGAUGUAGCUAGUACAAACUCGUUUGUGGUGCCUGUUAUUUUUCUCCACGCUAGUCAGGAUGGACCAAUCAGAGUCAUUUGUGAUUACUGGCCCGGACAGUGUUUAAUUUAAUAACUGUAGGCUAAUGCCAUAAUUUAUCUGGAUUUGCUGUCAGAUACCAUGCCUUGGGAUUCAUAUAUUUAACAUAUUAUAGGCUAUUUUUUCGCGUAAAAAUAUUUCCAGUACGAUAAAAAGAUUUGAAUGCGACUCAACUGAUGUUGUUGACAUCCUGAGCCACCAGGCGCCCCCUGGAGGAGGUACACGUUGCACGGCACAGAAGGAUGUGUUGCGCGCGCAGACGUCUAUUAUCAGCGGAGCUCUGAGAUGCUCAGUGGUAUCGGGUGUCCGAACAGCGUCAUAAAAACACCUGUUUGUGUGGAUCACGGCGUGCCAAACCCGUUCUGUAUACUGAAGCCUCGGGAAAACAGCAGAAACCCAUCUUCACGGGCAUUUAAUCUAAUGUGGGUCAAGUGAGUAGAAUGGCAGCUCAGAGAAAUAAACACGUACUCCUGGCUAUUAAAGAGUUAGAGAAUAUUCUGGACACAUCUAAACUUGAUCAAAAUCCAGUCGACGAGGUCUGGCCGAACUUGUACAUCGGAAACGUGGCCAUUGCUCAAAAUAGAAAUGCUUUAAAGAAAAUGGGCAUCACUCAUGUAUUAAAUGCUGCCCAUUCCAAGCAAGGCAGCAUUGGGGACCAGAGUUAUUACGGCGAUACAGUUGUGUAUUAUGGCAUCCCAGCAGAAGACUCUUCAUCAUUUGAUCUUAGCGUAUACUUUAAACCGGCUUCUGAUUUCAUUCACAAAGCCUUGAGGAAGAAGAAUGGAAAGGUGCUUGUGCAUUGCAUCAUGGGAAUGAGUCGGUCUGCCACUCUGGUUCUAGCGUACCUUAUGCUGCGUCAGCGUCUUACUCUCCGCAGUGCCAUCCAAACAGUUGUACUGCAAAGAGCAAUCUAUCCUAACAGGAACUUUUUGAGCCUUCUCCUGGAGUUGGACAUUCAGCUACAGAGAAAGCGAAUGCUGUGUCCUAUUCUCUGACAGAAAAA